AUGUCGCGGGAUAGCCCCCAUCACGAAAUACACUGGGUAGACCAAAACUCGCGGGAGUUUCAGGCAAGGUCCGAACGAUGGCUGGUUAGGGACACCUCAUCCGUCGGCGCUCACGAUACAAUGCCGUCGGAAUGGCAACGGCACGGUAUCCAGCUUCCUGAGCGCGCUGACGGUUUCCACACGACUACUUCGAAACGUGAUACGCUGACGCGUCGGCGCCGGACGCAAGCAUCUACCAAAGAAGGCGAGUCCGAGAGCCACGAGGUGUUCAAGAAGGCCAAAGAUGGCGUCGAUUUCCGGAACGUCAGCUGGCCCCGGACCACUACCAUCUUCCUCAAGCUCAUCUUCGCCACUGGUGUGCUGAGUAUGCCGACAGCCAUGUACAGCCUUGGAGCUAUACCGCUGUCAUUCAGGGAGACUUCAAGGCAAGGCAUCCCGAAUGCCACUCUCUCGCCGAUAUGGGCGGGUUUCUUUUCGAUCUUCAUUGCCGUACUCAUCGUCGUGAUCGCCGUUACCGCAGUCGACAGGCCAGCUGCGGCACGUCAACAAGGCGGUUUCGAGCUCGGAUACUACGUGAUCGCUCAACCGACCUUCGCCGAACGGAUGACUGCGACGGCUACGGUCUUCCUGUCCAGUGCUGGAACGUCGGCGUUCCUCACAGUCAACUCUGAAACGGGAAAUCCCCAGGACUAUCGAAAGGCGCUCUACCUCUGCAUGGGGCUUGUUCUCUGCAUGUACCUGUCUUUCUCACUGGUUGUCUACCGAUGGACAGGCCAGUGGGUCGUCAAACCCUCGUUAUGA
Messenger RNA from Anthostomella pinea, 801 nucleotides. NCBI's taxonomy places the organism in Eukaryota, Fungi, Ascomycota, Sordariomycetes, Xylariales, Xylariaceae. The record is from the annotation of a GenBank genome assembly.